AUGGUCGAUAUAAUCAAAUAUCAAGGGUUUGAUCAUCUUUGGCAGUAUUCAGGUCCAUGGCUCUACUAUUUAUUAGCACUUUAUAUAAGUUUGCCAGUGUUGGCAUACAAGGUCCUUCCACUUUUGUUCCAUACAAGAAGAAAUAGGUCUCGCAAAACCAUAUUGAUAUUUGUUAUGGGUGAUUUGGGCCAUUCCCCAAGAAUGUGUUAUCACGCCCUUUCAUUUAGCAAACUCGAGUAUAGCGUGAGUCUAUGUGGCUAUAUCGAAUCACAACCCAAUUACGAAAUUAUUGAUGAUGUCAAUAUAGAUCUACGCCCAAUUACUGUGGUUAAGAAUGAAAAAGAUAGUCCCUUUUUAUUAUUUGCAAUGAGAAAAAUAUUGGUGCAAAUACAAGACAUUAGCAAAAUACUUUGGAGCCAUCGAGAGGAUGCAGAUUACGUGAUGAUUCAAAAUCCACCUAGUAUUCCAAUUUUGCUUGUUGUAAUAUUGUUUAAACUUUUCAUUAGCAGGCAUUUGAAAAUAAUCAUUGAUUGGCACAAUCUAAACUAUACCAUCUUGAACUUGAGAUACAACAACCUCCAUCACCCCUUGGUGAGAAUUACCAAAGCUUACGAACAAGUUUUGGCUCGCUUUGCAAGCCUCAACAUUACCGUAACCAAGAAAAUGAAAUCUUUUUUGGUUGACGAAUUCGCAUUGGAAAAAUCCAAGAUUGUAACACUUUAUGACCGACCUGGUAAACAAUUUCAACCACUAAAUGAAGUGAAGGAAAGCGGAUUGUACCGCAAGCAUGAAAUAUUCAAUGAAAUAAAAGGUAUCGAAAACUACAAAGUGCUUGUAAGUUCCACGUCAUUCACUCCUGACGAAGACUUUAAUAUACUUUUAGAGGCGUUAAAAAGUUAUGAAAAAGAGUCGAACACGCCACCAUUACUACUAAUCAUUACUGGAAAGGGACCAUUGAAAAAUGAGUUUUUAAACAAAGUUCAAGAUUUCAAAUUCUCAGAAAAAGUUGUAAUCAAGACUGCAUGGCUUUCUUCUGAGGACUAUCCCAAGAUAUUGGCGAGUGCAGAUUUGGGUGUUUCACUUCACACGUCUUCAAGCGGGAUAGAUUUGCCUAUGAAGAUUGUUGAUUUUUUCGGUUGUGGGAUCCCAGUAGUUUCAUUGGAUUUCCCAGCUAUUGGCGAAUUGGUAAAGGAAGGGAAAAAUGGGGUAAUUGUCAAAACUUCAAAAGAGCUCGGAAAAGCAAUUAGCAACAUUUUCACCAAUGAGACUAGUUUUAGACAAUUGAAAGCAGGCGCUAUGGAAGAGAGUAGAUAUAGAUGGGAUGAAAACUGGACGCUGACCUUGCGACCCAGGUUCGAGGUACAAUAA
Molecule: messenger RNA, 1368 nt
Organism: Lodderomyces elongisporus
Lineage: Eukaryota; Fungi; Ascomycota; Pichiomycetes; Serinales; Debaryomycetaceae
Gene: ALG1
Product: chitobiosyldiphosphodolichol beta-1,4 mannosyltransferase
Exons: 1
Coding region: 1-1368 (455 amino acids)
Cellular component (GO): endoplasmic reticulum
Molecular function (GO): mannosyltransferase activity
Source: RefSeq, a predicted model, not a curated record